This is a messenger RNA of Pyricularia pennisetigena, 1104 nucleotides long. RefSeq lists its product as uncharacterized. The transcript has 5 exons. Gene Ontology annotation, cellular component: synaptonemal complex. Bases 1 to 1104 code for a protein of 367 amino acids. The record is from RefSeq and is a predicted model, not a curated record. Lineage: Eukaryota; Fungi; Ascomycota; Sordariomycetes; Magnaporthales; Pyriculariaceae. Gene Ontology annotation, molecular function: ubiquitin protein ligase activity. Gene Ontology annotation, biological process: reciprocal meiotic recombination.
AUGGAAUCGUCGCUGAAGUGCAACACGCUUCUGUGCAGGACAGAGCUGAAGGACGAAGCUGUCGUCACCAGCUGCCUUCAUGUUUUCUGUAUUGAUUGCGCUUCUCGCGCCAACUUGAUCACUCCAGGCGCGGAGCAUCUUCGCCAGUGUCCCGCAUGCCGUUCGCCCUUGCCGGGUCCAGAUCACGCAGUCCAUGUCAAUCUAAGACCUUCUGAUGACUACAAAGGCAGCAUUUUACGUGGAUUAAGUCCGGUCGCUGUGAUUGACUGUGCCAGUGCUGCCUUGAACUUUUGGGAGUAUCAGAUGGCCCAGGAGAUCGUCUAUCAUGCCUACUUUGAGCAAACAUUGACAGACAAAUACUCACAAUCGAGAGCCGAGCUGGACAAGAUUACAGGAGAAGCAAAUGGCCAGAUAGGAAUGCUGUCUGACAAGCUAUCCGCGGUCACACUAGAACGUGACUCUGUGCGCCGAAAGAACGAUGAGCUGAUCGUCAUGCUAAAAGAAAAGAACAAAAAGCUCAUGCAAGUCCAGGAGCUAUACGACAAGCUGAAACGCAAGGCUAUGCUAGGUUCACUGCAAGACGGUGCCUCAGAGGCGGUUGAUACAACCUUGGAUCGAGUUGCAGCUGUUGGUGCCACGCCUGUAGCCGCAGAUCGAUACCAGCGGCUGGGGUUUUACCAACAACAGGCCGGCGACGUUAGACCUCAUGGAGGUUUACAACCAAGAACAGGAAACACGUGGGACCAGCAGUUUAGACGCGAUCGCAUUGCAGCAACGCCAGAGCACAGAAACCAUUCAAACAACACCGCUGGAAUUAGACUUUCGAAUAUACCGGGCUUAGUUGUUGGCGGCGCGCCUCUGCUCAACCAGGACCGCCGUCACGGCUUGAGGUCAGAGCAUCAGCACCUAAACGGUGUCCACGGUAACUCUGGGUAUGGCGGUGCCAGUACCAACAACGGCCUUGGGCUGAACACAAGUGGUACAACUGGUGCUCUCCCGGGCGGAGCUGUUGGACUCUCAUCCGCACAGAAACCAAGCUGUAUGGACUCUCAGGAUCCUUUUUCGAUCAUACUUAGAGCUGACUUUGGAUAUCUUCUCCAGUAA